Molecule: messenger RNA, 1706 nt
Organism: Peromyscus maniculatus bairdii (prairie deer mouse)
Lineage: Eukaryota; Metazoa; Chordata; Mammalia; Rodentia; Cricetidae
Product: pulmonary surfactant-associated protein A
Cellular component (GO): multivesicular body
Source: RefSeq, a predicted model, not a curated record
ACCAUGCUCAUGCUACAGAGGGGCUGAUAGCUCUUCCCUCCUGCAGGAGAAGCCACUCGUGCCGUGGCCAUGUCACUGUGCUCUUUGGCCUUCGCCCUCUUCUUCACUGUCGUUGCUGGUAUCAAGUGCAAUGGGACAGAAGUGUGUGCCGGAAGCCCUGGUAUCCCUGGCACUCCUGGAAACCAUGGCCUGCCUGGAAGAGAUGGGAGAGAUGGUAUCAAAGGAGACCCUGGGCCUCCAGGUCCCAUGGGCCCCCCUGGAGGAAUGCCAGGAAUGCCUGGACGUGAUGGGCUGCCUGGAGCCCCUGGUGCACCUGGAGAACGAGGAGACAAGGGAGAGCCUGGAGAGAGGGGUCUUCCAGGGUUUUCAGCUUACCUGGAUGAGGAACUUCAGAUUGAACUCCAAGAGAUCAAACAUAGGAUUCUGCAAUUAAUGGGAGUCCUCAGCUUGCAAGGAUCCAUGUUGUCAGUGGGAGAGAAGGUCUUCUCCACCAAUGGGCAGUCAGUCAACUUUGAUACCAUUAGAGAAACAUGUACCAGAGCAGGUGGCAACAUUGCUGUCCCAAGGAAUCCAGAGGAGAAUGAGGCCAUCUCAAGCAUCGUGAACAAGCACAACACCUAUGCCUACCUGGGCAUGGUUGAAGAUGAGACCCCUGGAGAUUUCCAAUACCUGGAUGGGGCUUCUGUGAACUAUACCAACUGGUACCCAGGGGAACCCAAGGGAAGGGGCAAAGAGAAGUGUGUAGAAAUGUAUACAGAUGGGACCUGGAAUGAUAGGAACUGCCUGCAGUACCGGCUGGCUAUUUGUGAGUUUUAAUCAAGCAUUUAGAUAGAAAGAUAAAAUCCCACACUGUCUUUAGCCUCUAUCCCGAUGUUCCAUCUGAUCUCUAGGAUGCUGCAACUCCCUUUCAACCAAAUUUCUUUGUUGCUAUUAGAAUUAGCAGCAUUCUUAGUGACCCCAUCUCCAACAUGGGCCCCAAACUCUUCUCCAUAAUCAUUAGUGAAUUAUGAAAGUCCCACUAGAGUCUUCUGAGCAUUCAUUCAAGGCAGCCAUUGCCAACCUUGCUUGGCCUUCACCGUGAGAUGGAGACAUCCUUUUCCCUUGCCUUGUCCAGUUUCUUCAUUUAUAAAUGGUGUCUAUGAGGUCCCAGCAUGGAAGGACCCUCUAUAUUACACAGAAAGUGCCUGCCAUUGCCCCUUCUAUAUUUCUGCAGCUCACCCUUUCACUGCCCCAAGAUUUAGAAGUCCGGGUUAAACAUAAAGACAGACAUAGGGAACUUCUGGAAAAUGCCUGGUGGGUGGAGCAAGGCUAUAUUAUUAUCUGCACCCAUGCUUUCAAGGCAAACAUGGUCUCAAAGACGUCAGAGAGCUACAGCAUAGUACAGGUGGAACACACCCUCCCUGGUUGACAUAUAUAGCCCCUUCCCUUGGGUUGGAGGUGCCAAUUUAGCCUCUUGGCCUAACAGCAGCCACCCUGGAUUUUAAAAGAACCACCCUUUCCACUCCAGACCCUAUCUCAAGUAAUUUCCUGCUAAUGGACACAGUCUCACUCUACAUCACUGAGGCAUGCAUAUCACUGACUGCACUCUGUUUUUUCCUCUCAUUAACUCAAUCAGCUAUUUUGUUAAAGUCAACUAUGCUCCAGGUGUUAGGCUGUCUUCUUCUGAGCCUUGGGGAUAACUGUUUUCUUUGAGCCUAUUUCUUUGU